Messenger RNA from Drosophila melanogaster (fruit fly), 1472 nucleotides. RefSeq lists its product as uncharacterized. The record is from RefSeq and is marked reviewed. The transcript is spliced from 4 exons. Bases 1027 to 1359 code for a protein of 110 amino acids. Lineage: Eukaryota; Metazoa; Arthropoda; Insecta; Diptera; Drosophilidae.
CCAGGAUUGCCAGAGUAAGGCCCUCAAAUCAGCUGUUUUGUGUUUUGAUUUUAUUUUGAAAGUCCUAGUUUAAAAUUAUGCUUUCUCCGACAGAUCAGCACAAAUAAUACUAAUAAAGCUCACAAUGCUAAGGUUGUGCCUUCCAACUCGAGCUGGAUAUGUGCGUAAUUUCUCGAACGACAAACCAAGAAAACCCGAAACACACUAUGAAGUUUUGAAUAUUCGCAAUGAUUGCAGCACCCGUGAAGUCCGUAAUGCCUUUGUCCAGCUCUCCAAAUUGUACCACCCAGAUGUUAAGAGCAAUGCUGCGUGUCCGGAGCGCACAGCCCGAUUUGUUCAGAUCUCCGAGGCGUACAAGACCCUGAUAAAGCCGGAGCGGAGGAGAGACUACGAUGACAGCCUGCUGUGGCAGCCAUCGCGCUCGGACCGCAGUCCCGUUGGCGAGACGGUCAAUCCCGGCCAGGCGUGGGAUGUGAGGCCCAACUACGAUCCCAAUCCAGGACCGUACUAUGGCAUCCGUGGUCUGAAGAGGGUCUCCAACUGGCAGGUGGCCGUGGUUCUGAUGGCCCUAGGCUUCGUCGGGGCACUCUUUGGCUUCACCUCCGUCAGGUCGUCCUUUAAACUGAGUCGCCAGAUCCAGGACGAAAUCUCAGCAGAGGCUAAUUCCCAUCAUGCCGCCGUUGUGGCCGAUGCCCAGAAGUACGGCAACGAGGAGCAAGUGCGUCGUAUGGUGGACCGUAUGUCGCGGAGUCCUUUCAACCAGUCUUCGGCUAAGUAAUCCCAUUUCCCCAUUUCCUUUGGUCAAAUUAAACGUGAAAGCAUAUAGCUAUUUUUGAAUAUUUUGUUUUGGUUCAAGGCAAAGCAAACUCAAGAGCGAUUGCUUAAGCGCCAGUGUGUUUUGCCAAAAUUAAACAAUUUCGUCGGCCUUCGUAGGCGAUUGAGCAAACUGUGCAAACAACCAGGGCGACUACUUAAGCACUCCGGCCGCAUCCAUCGAAGCAUAUUAAAAGCAAUCCUACUACCAACAUGAAGUCAACUAUUCAAAUCGGCACCCUGUGCAUCGUGGUGCUCGUGAUCUGCUGCCUGGACUUCUCCAGUUCACAGAACUCCUCCUCCACUUCCACCAGUCCCACCUACAGCUCGUCCAGCACGCCCAAGAAAGUGUACCUGUCCAACUUGACGUACUCGAUUGUGAGGAAGAUCCGUGUGGGCACCACCACCGCCAGCAGCACCAGCCGUAGUUCCAGGACCAGGAGCAACCGGAAACUGAACGCCAAGAAGACCCAGGCCAAACGGAGCCAGGCCAAGCGCUCCGGCAAGAACAGGAAGUCGAACUCCCGCCGUGCCAGCAGGGGCUAAGUUGUUGUCCAGUCGGUUAUGUUAUUAAGACAAGGUUUUAUUUUGAGCUCGUUCUAAACACAAAACACUUAAGUUUACCGUCGCGACGGGAAGAUUAAAUUAGAUAAAUACGU